AUGCGUUUACUGCCUUUAUUGGCAGGAGCAGAAGCUUCGCUCAGACAUUAUGCCAAUGUGACAGAUGUGGCUGCUGAAGAAGUGACGAUCGUAGAAGGCGCUCUACGAGAUGGAUACUGUGGAAGUAGAAAAUUUACACUUUGUUAUCCACCCACUGAAGACAACCCAAACACAAACUGCGUUGACGUCACCAUCGACGGGCAACAUGUUGAUCAGGUUUCAGUGAACGGACAAAUCGUUGAUCCUGAAAAGUGCAUCUUCGUCGUUAUCGGACUAUGGGCCAGCUGGGCAGAGGCAGAUAUGAUUUGCAAGACGCAAGCUGCGGGAAGUGUUAACGAGGAGGGACAUCUUAUGUCCAUUCAUAAUGGCCUUCAAAAUACGAAAAUCAAGCAAAUUAUCGACGCUUCUACCAACGAGCAUGCACCGUGGUCGCCAUACUGGAUUGGACUGCGACAACACUCACUCAACUCUGAGUUCGAGUGGUCUAACUUUUCCCCGGUCGAUUAUGUCAACUGGUACCCAGGAGAACCUAACAACGCCGGCGAUGGAGAAGAUUGCGGACAGUUUACUGCCUGGGAUUCGCACUGGAAUGAUGACAACUGCAACAAGGGAUUUCAGUUUGUCUGUGAGGUGUACAAGGAACAACGACCACUGCCGCCAAAUUUGGAUCAAAAUUGGCCAUCUACUGGUUUUUGUAAAGAAGGAUGGACCAAAUACGCAAAGGGUUGCUACCUAAAAGUAGGCCAAGACACAAAGAACCACGAUGGUUAUGACGACGAGAAAUCUUUCAACGAUGCUCGAACCUACUGUAAUGGCGUUUGGCCGGGAGCAGAUCUUGUUAUCCUCCAUAAUGUCUUCUACAACUUUUUCCUUGCUUCAUUUGUGAAAGGCUUCGGUCGCAAUGUUUGGCUUGGUGGACAAAGUACUACUCAGGAUAGUCAAUUUCAUUGGAUUGAUAAUUCUAGGUUGACAUUUUCGAACUGGGUGGCCGGUAGACCUGUUGGAAUUGUCGAUGAAGACUCGACAAAUUUAGAAGAUGAAAUGAUUAUGAGAUACAGCGGAAACUUUGAUGCUCCCGCCGGAACAUGGUACGAUAAAGAUGGUCGAGUGCCUCAUGGAUUCAUCUGCGAGCACAAACUUGACAGCGGCGAGAAAGACCACGGUCAUGAAAUUUGCCCUGAUGGUUGGAUGUCAUUUUCUUAUGGCUGCUACAAACUCUCUUUUGAGGCAAAAGGCUACAAUCAAGCGAACGAUGAUUGCAAAGCCCAGUGGCAGGCUUCUUCUGGCGAUAAAUCUUGGUUCUCAAAUCUUGCUACAAUCACAGAUCAAUUCGAAAACGACUUCGUUACAUCUAUGCUUUACGGAGAACAGACCAACUUUGACUUGAACUUCAACUCAUACGCUGGCGCUUGGAUCGGCUACCACGGGAAUAAAGAUGGCGACAAUGUUGUUUCCUUCAAUUGGAUGGACGAGUACUUUUCCUCUACUUACACUAAGUGGUAUUAUGGGGAACCAGCAGUAGAAUUUGUCUUGCCGGAUACGGAACUGUGUAUUUAUAUGCUCGCGAAAAAUGACAGAGGUGGUCAACAAGGCGCUGGAAACUGGCGAGUUGAGGGCCCUUGUGUCUCGCAACGACCCUAUGUCUGCAAAGCAGUACCACCAAAGGUUAUUCCAGAGCUAGAUCAGCGUGGCGAAAUGAGACCCUGCAAUGAAUCUCACGGAUGGCUUGACUCUGGAACUCAUGUCGAGCCUGGCACAACUUGCAUCAAAGCAUUCAAACACGAAAAGAGAGUUUCAUUCUAUGAAGCAGAAACUUAUUGUAAUCAGCAUUACGGAGGUCACCUUGCUUCGAUUCAUAGUAACGCUGGAAAUCAACGACUCCUGGAAAUUAUUUCUUCUAGUAUCGGAAAUAAAUACUGGACAUGGAUCGGUUUGAAAGACAACAACGCUGGCGGACACAUGUGGACUGAUGGAUCCGCUGUCGACUUCCUCUACUGGGGUCCUGGGUGGGGACCCAAAGAUCCUGACCUUGCUACUUGUGCUGAUAUUGGCUCAGAAGGACUUUGGAGUGCCGAAGGAUGCUCAAGUAGAAAUGACUUCGUCUGCCAGGUUCAAAAGCCCUACGAAAAAUGCAUGUCUGUUCCAAUCCAAAGCCGAGUGCCCUGCGGUUACCCAGGUAUCACCAUGAACGGGUGCAUGGAUGAAUUGAAGUGCUGCUGGGAUGGAACGAUGGGGAGCAAAGCUUGCUUCACUCCUGGAAUCACUUCAGCGCCCUCGCCCAGCGGUGGCGGAAUGAGUGUCGCUGGAGCCGUAUUUUUGACGAUGUUCAUGUGGGCCAUUCCAAUGGCCGGAAUGGUCUAUUUUUACAUGUUCAGAGGACCACAAGCAGGUGCCUCCGGAGGAAUCGCUAACGUAUCUGCUAAUUUUUAA
Molecule: messenger RNA, 2430 nt
Organism: Oikopleura dioica
Lineage: Eukaryota; Metazoa; Chordata; Appendicularia; Copelata; Oikopleuridae
Source: the annotation of a GenBank genome assembly